UUUGAAAACUGCGUGUUAUGACUGCUUAAUGAUAAUAUUUACCUAAAUGGAUAUUCUGUGUAUGUGUCUGUCCGUAUUAUUCGAUCUGCCUCGCUAACCAAGCGGCAGUGAUAGCAACCGGCUCACACAAUGUUUGCCUCUCUGAAUUAGUGCGAAAUAACAUUAAUGUCUACGUCAUAUUUAUGCAGCAAAAUAUGUGCGUUUUGUGUUAUUAAGACAACCCCAUCAUUUACAGUAAUCUUUCUCAACCGUCGCUCUUAAACGUAAUGCUCAUCAAAGUUGGCUAACGGUGCUGCUAAACCCAGCAUCCCCAGAUAACGUUAGCCGAAUGAGAGCGAUGCAUGGCGGAGACUGACCUCAGAUCACCCACAGUGUCCACUGAUGGAUGACGUUUGGAUGUAAAUGUUUGCCGAGUGUAACAUCAAAUAUGGCCCGUGGGCACCAGAAGUUCCAGUCCCAGCAGAAAAAUGCCAAAAAGCAGGCGGAGAUCAAGAAGAGCAAAGGUCAUGACCAGAAGGCCGCAGCUAAGGCUGCUUUAGUAUUCACGUGCACUGUAUGUCGGACACAAAUGCCUGACCCGAAGACCUUUAAGCAGCACUUUGAAAGCAAGCAUCCAAAGUCCCCGAUGCCCCCAGAAUUGGCUGAUGUGGAGGCAUAACAGCUUCACCUCUCUUUGAUUAAGACAGUUGGAGCCGAUUCAGGACAGGCUUCUACAUUGUUGCUGAUAAAAUAUGUUAAGUAUAACUUCAGUUAUUCCUCAUUCUGAUUAACAGAUGUAUGGGUGUUUAUAUGCAGGGGUGGUACUUGCCUUCCUGUCCAAGGUAAUCUUUCCAGGUUGGAUUUAAUUUUUUUUAAACUGCUGUCACAUGUCGCAAUUUGAUGAAGGCAGACACACAACAGACAGCUACCCUCUCUUGGCUUGUGCCAAAAGUGUAUAUGUUCCAUUUUUGAUUGUAUGCAAUAUUUGCAAUGUCUGAUUAUUUCAAAAUGUGACCAGCUUGUCCAUGGGCUCUUUGCCACUACACCAUCUCAGGUCUCCCAAUGUUUCCAAACAAGCUUUGAAGGUAGUAUGAAAUGGCACUAGCUCAGUUAAACAAAGCUGAUAAUGAUAAUUGAAAGUCAUCUGCAUACAAAUCCAUUGUACUGUGAAACCCAUUAUGGAUUUUUGACUGAGACUAAUUUGUGAUGCACUACAGUUGAAGUCAUAACUGUAGUUUUAGCCAGAAUGACUUUGGAGUUCCUAGUGUGCUUGGAAAGGCACAUUUAAAACCACUAAUAUUGUGUUGUUUGAGUAGAUUCAGAUUUACUUCCAGGCGGCACUGAUCUUUUUUUUUGCCUAAAUAAUUUUUAAAAUGUCACUCAAGUCUAUCAUUGUUGUUGAUAUGAUAAAUAUGCUAAACACACUGUGCUACAAGGGUACUCAAACAGUAUGUUGUAUUUGCCCCACAGAUUUUCAUAAUGUCCAUUUUGGAACUUUCUUGUGUGUAACACAGUUGUUAGAGUUGACCAGAGAGGGCACUGCAAGUCUACUCACAGCAAAUCCUUUCACUACUCAAUUGCUUGAACUCUGCUGCUGAACAAACCAUUUAUAUGAUUAUUGAUCCUGUUAGAAGUGAUCUGUUGACUGAAGAUAAAAGUUUGCACUUGGUGGUGCACUACUCCCGCCUCUCCUUCCAGUUUUAUCAUUGUCAUAAUGUGUUACAUAAUUGUGCACAUCUGUAGUAUUUGGUAAUGAUUGAUUUUGUCACUUGCAUUUUGCAGUGUAACCUGACUCACACUGUUAUCUCUAUGGCAUAUGUGGAAACCAUGUGCAUGUGGAGUCUCGCACUCUUUAGUGUUAUUCCGUCAUGAUGGUGCACAAGUAUUUUCACACUGAACCUGCAUUAAAACUCUAAACUACUUUACACUAUAAGUUCGCUUUGGUUCUGAUCUUUAUAUUAGUUUCUUAUCAUAGCAUGCUAACAGAAGGAGAUUUAAUUUAUAGAAAUGAACUAUUUUCAAUACAUUUUGACCUAUUGGUCAUUAACCACUGACAUUGUAUCACUGUGCUAAAGUCUGGACUGACAACCAGCCAUGUUUUUACUUUUGUAAUAAUCAUAUCUUUGUGCACACAAUGUAAUGUAUAGCCUUUUAAUAAAGGUCUUACUUUUAUAUUAACCAUUA
Stegastes partitus (bicolor damselfish) is the source of this 2163-nucleotide messenger RNA. RefSeq names its product zinc finger protein 706. Bases 386 to 658 code for a protein of 90 amino acids. NCBI's taxonomy places the organism in Eukaryota, Metazoa, Chordata, Actinopteri, Pomacentridae. The record is from RefSeq and is a predicted model, not a curated record. The transcript is spliced from 3 exons.